AUGUUUAAAACAACACGAAGAGAAUACAUAAAAAAGAUAAAAUUCCGAACAAAUAAAUUAUGUCCUUCAUUAAAUUACCUUCAAAACGACUUUCUAGACAACUAUCUUGAUGCUGAUCUUCAAAAGUACCUGUUUCCGAUAAAUCUUGUGCAAUUUGUAUUGUUUUCUCCAAAAUAUAAUAUUCGUGAUAAUUUUAUAACUUCAAACAACCGUACCAUUAAUUGCAUUUCACUCUUAAUUUCAUUUUGUUUCAUUCUUUCUUACAUAAUUAUUAUUGCUUUCGAUGAUCCCAUAAAAAAAUUUGAGAAACUUCUUUUAACACUUUUCGUUUUGAAAUAUUUUCUAUAUUGUGUCGGCUGUGGUCUAAAUUCUAUUGUUAAUAUAAUCCAGAGCGAUACACACGUGAUGUUAAUAUUAACAAUCCAAAAAAUUAAAAAGUAUUUCAAAUUAGUUACUAUUGAUAAUAGAAGUAUCAUCAUUAGCUGGGUCCACGUUUUAAUUUUAUGUUCGUUUUAUAUCUUGUAUUACUUGUUUCAUAUAAUUAAAGAAAAGCUUACAUUAACAAUGGUUUUCACUUAUUUGUUGUUGUUGCUCGCGGAUUUAAAUACAGUUUACAUGUUACGAAUGAUAAAGUUAUUGAGAAAUUAUUUAGUCUUAUGGAUUACUGAAAUGAAACAAUUUAAUACUUCGGUUGUGAAUGAAUAUCAUUCAAAUAAACCAACGAGGCUACUGGUAUUUUGGCAAACAAAGGUCAGCGUUUUAAAGCGAAUUCUCGAUGCCACUUAUAUUUGUAAGGAACUUUGCGAAAUUCCGGUAAGACUUAAUUUGUAUAGAAAAUUUUUGGAUAAACAUACAAUUUUACAGAUUUUUUUUCAUAUUUCAGGUGUUGUAUUAUAUUGUUGUUACAUUUAUGCAGUCUCUAGCGAAUGUCCAAGCUUUAAUCGUGCAUUUAUUAAAUUUGUGAAGCUACUACGAUAUUUCCAGUUUUAUUUAAAUAACUUUCAGAUUCCAAACAUGGGAUCGUACACACUUUUUCUAUUUAUGUUUACGUUGAAGAAUAUAACGCUGUUGUUUCUGAUAAGCUUUGAGCGUGAAAAGUAUUUUGUGGCACUGAAAAAUACCGAAGUUGUAUUAUUAAUGACCACUGUGGCUGACGUGAGUCCAGAUGAACGUUUGGCAUAUAAAACUCUUCGACGAUUGAACAGGGCAGCGUACAAAAUGAUGAAUAGCAGUAGCAUGGUCACAGUGGACGCGAAGCUGCCACUGCGUAUUAUUUCCGUUCUUGCAACCUAUGUUAUUGUGCUCUUGCAAUUCGCAUUCCUGUAG
This is a messenger RNA of Parnassius mnemosyne (clouded apollo), 1326 nucleotides long. The record is from the annotation of a GenBank genome assembly. NCBI's taxonomy places the organism in Eukaryota, Metazoa, Arthropoda, Insecta, Lepidoptera, Papilionidae.